AUGAAAACCGAGCUCUGGUAUAACACCCUGGGGUGCUGCAGUCAACACCAAGAAAGUCCCCAGGAUGCUGAGGACUUCCUACUCCUGCUGCUGGGCCUCAUCAUUCUUGUGAACAUUGGGAUCAACGUGGCAACUGUGAUGUGGCAUGGGCUCCAGAAUGUCUUAGACAAGAUGAUCAUUUGGAUUAACCAGAAAAAUGAAACCUUGCAGGCUGGUGAAAGUUCCCCGAAAGAUGCCCCAGCCAAGGUCCAAGAUGUCCACAUUCACUGCACCCUGGACCCCGUAAAAGUGAAGAUGGCCCCGCCCACUUGCUGCUCCUCUUCCUCCUCCCGCCAUCUCGGAGACCGCAGGGGCUACCGCCCAAACCAGAACCACCCCUGCCACCGCUCCCCCUGCAACCACCAGCAGAAUCCAAAGAACCACAGACAGUUCUCCAACAAUUGGUCAGUCUUCCAUAGCCCACAACACAGACAGAAGAUGUCACAGCUGCGACCAAUGCCCUCUUUUGAUCAGGAGGACCUGGACUCCUUCCUGGAGGAGGAGGACAAGCUAUGCUUUCUACAUCCCAAGUACCCCCAGCGGCGCUGGGGAGGGCUCUACCAGCGAAUAGGGGCGCGCUCCAACCUGGGGCUGUGGGGCCGCCAGGGUGGGAUCCUGGCCAGCUUGCCACCACCCUCUCUCUACCUGUCACCUGAGCUGCGCCGCAUGCCCAAGCGCGUGGAGGCCAAGUCGGAGCUGAGGCUGCAGUCCUACAGGCCCCGCUGCUCACAGUCCCGCAUCUGGGGCAACGUGGAGGCUGAGCAGUGGACCUUGUCUCCACCACCUCCCCACCGGCUGCCCCCUAAUCCCACCUGGGUCCCUGGGGGACACAGCCCUUACCCCUCAAGGGGCCAGCUACUGUGUGACUCCUGGGACCAACGGCGGCGUGGUCUGGAGAGCUCUGAGCUUCCCCCUGCCCUGGUGCCCCGGAGCCCCCGGCCGGAGGCCCGGGAGCACUACUCCGCACAGUCCCACCGGCAGAGCGUCCCUGGCCAUGCUUAUAGCCAGCCCAAUCGCAGUCCCCACCCAUCCACGGGACACUUGAGCUGCACCUCCAAGGAUCCCCACGAGGUACGCCGCCGGGCCACCGAAUGGGCUGAGGCGCUGCCCGCUCGGCACCCCCUGACUACAUCCACCUCUCUCACUGUGUUGGGCGAGGUCUCCUAUCAACAGGCCCUAGCUCCCAGCUCAGCCCUGUUCCCCUACUCCGCCCAGCCCCUGCCCGAAGUCCAGGCUCCUGAGCCCACCCCACCCCCACACACCUUCAUGCCGCUCAGCCGGAGCCCGGGGGGCAAUGCCAACUACCAGGUGUAUGACAGCCUGGAGCUGAAGCGGCAGGUGCAGGAGAACAGAGCACGGGCCAGCUCACUGCCACCACCUUCCAGCUCAGCCUCAAGGCCCUCUUUGCACAGGAGCCGGGCGGGGAAACUCAACUAA
This is a messenger RNA of Pteronotus mesoamericanus, 1476 nucleotides long. RefSeq names its product SPEM family member 2 (gene SPEM2). The record is from RefSeq and is a predicted model, not a curated record. The coding region runs from base 1 to 1476 and encodes 491 amino acids. The transcript has 3 exons. Lineage: Eukaryota; Metazoa; Chordata; Mammalia; Chiroptera; Mormoopidae.